AUGAAGAAUUACAGAGGCCACACUACUACAAAAAAGAGCAUUACCAACGGCCAAACCGUUGGUAAUUCAUUGCUAAGAGGUUUUACCAACGGAAUUGCAACAGAUCAAUAUAUGCCGGUUUUGCCGUCGGUAAUUAGUAAAGGAUUACCGAUGGAUAUGUUUUUGCAGCGGAUUACCGACAUAAUGUGUUUGCAAGUGAUUACCGACGGAACUGCUUUGACGUUCGACCCACCUUACUUUCUCUCUACGGUCGAUAUGGAAGAUGUUAUUGUUGACAAUCAUGUUGAGGUUGACAAUGAACAAAGUGAAAGUGAUGAUUCAACUGAAGAAGUUGAAGCACCAAAUGAAUCACAAGGAGUUGAGAGUACUUCUUCAAAGAAAAGGAAAACAAGGACAUCAACUUCAGAUGUUUGGAAAAGCUUUACUAAAUUACCAAGAAAAACACCAAAUGAAGCCAUAUAUUGUGUGUGCAACAAAUGUGGUCAAAAAUAUAAAGCAGGAAGUGAAAGCGGUACCGGUAAUCUACGUCGCCAUCGAAGGAGAUGUGAAGAAAAUAAUACUAGAGACAUUGGUCAAUAUAUGAUUUCCGAAAGCAAAGGUGUAAUGGAUUUGAGAAAUCCAAAGUUUAGUCAAGAAAGACUAAGGGAAUUGUUGAUUGAAGCUGUUAUUUGA
Molecule: messenger RNA, 672 nt
Organism: Lactuca virosa
Lineage: Eukaryota; Viridiplantae; Streptophyta; Magnoliopsida; Asterales; Asteraceae
Source: the annotation of a GenBank genome assembly